Molecule: messenger RNA, 977 nt
Organism: Hypomesus transpacificus
Lineage: Eukaryota; Metazoa; Chordata; Actinopteri; Osmeriformes; Osmeridae
Gene: znf593
Product: zinc finger protein 593
Exons: 4
Coding region: 168-563 (131 amino acids)
Molecular function (GO): nucleic acid binding; zinc ion binding
Source: RefSeq, a predicted model, not a curated record
UAUUGCAUCUUGACCCGGAAAUGUUUGUGCUGCUUUGCUGUUAAUAACACGUGUUAAAUGUAGCCAAGCAAAAAGAAAAUACGUUUAGUAGAGCCAACUCUAAGAAGCCCACUUAAGAAGUUAAAAGUUAAAGAAGCUCUUCCUGAAAACUCACCCCACUUAUUAGCAUGGGGAAAUCAAAGCAGAUAAAGAAUCACAAUAAUGGCAGAAAGAAGAACAUUGCAAAGACAUGGAAGACUAAACGUAGGACCAAGGACCUGGAUGAAAUUCACUCCGACAUGAAACCCGAAACAGCAAGCAAACUGCUCAAACAGCCAGUGGACUUCGAUGUCACAGGAUGUGCACAAAACUACUGUUUACAUUGCGCGCGAUAUUUUGUUGAUCUGAAUUCCAUGAAAGAGCACUUCAAAACCAAAGUGCACAAACGACGGCUGAAAAAACUCAGAGACGAGCCCUACAGCCAGGCAGAGGCAGAGAGGGCUGCAGGUAUGGGCUCUUAUGUUCCCCACAAAGUCAUGGAAGUAAAGACACAGCCAAUCGAGGAGGAGAUGAAAACUGACUGAGGAUGAAAUUGGAAACAGACUGCCUUUACAGAACCUCUCUAAUGCUUCAAGCCAUCAAGAAUUAUCCAGAAGAUAUUGUUUUUUUGUUGUUGUGGCCAGCUAUUCUGGGCCCAAACAGAUCCUGCCUAUUAUUUAGGCUUGCAUACAGGCCCAAGACAAUUUGCAUGCUAUUUAUGAAGAGGACCUUCCCCUUUACAUAAAAAUAAAUGAAGAUGAUUAUUAUGCAUAUGAUCAAUUGUAUGCAGAGGACAGUGCUGUUCAUACCAGUACAAUAAACUGAGGUGAAAUUUAGUAGGUUUAUUUCCAGUUACAGGAUUGGAUUGUAUGCUGAUUGAGCAGCUUUUGUAGUUCAUAACCAGGGCUUCAUUUCAUGCUGUGUUUGUCUCUACACAAAAUAAAUGGUUCUACAUUUAA